GUAGAGUUGUAGAGUAGGCUGUGCCAUUGCCAUCAUAUUCCUAUCUCCAUCCUUUGCUGCUCUUGUCUGAGCCUUGUUCACUUGUCAUUGAUAUCGCUAACAUCAAAUCUUUAAUUUUGUGGGCUGAAUUUCGAUUUAUUCCUCUACCAUUGGCAUGGUAGAUCAUUAGGAUAGUUCUAAUAGUUAGAAUAUCCUGCAAAAGUUUGAAUUUAUUUAUUCCGAAGUGGCUAAAAAUCAUUCAUCAUUCCGUCGAUAGAUAAAAGGCAACCUCCAGGGUGGCCUAUAUUCAGUAAGGGUUCGGGUCGGCUGGCCUUCGGCGGUUGCCUGGUUGCUCGACCUCUCUCGGCACGCUUUGACUGGCGCGAAUCUCUGAACGGCGAUCCUCCUUGGCUCGGCUGACAUAGUUACUACUGACAGCGACCCUGCUGCAAACGCUGCUUCCUUCCUGAUAGCCCCACUCCCCUACUCUGUCCGAGACUGGACGUAAGCUGCCUCUUUGCCUGAUUAGACUAUAUAAUUGCUGUGCCCAGAGUCUCAGCGUUACCAAUCGGUCAGCCUUAAUCUCGGCUGAAAUCUCCAACUAUUAUCUUACCUAUUCCUUACACUAACCUUGUUCUUUCUUGCUAAGUAAAUAUUGUCAAUCUGUGACUUUCCUAAAACUCCUAAAACCUCCCACUUCUUAACACCAAAACUGCUAAGUAAAACAAUCAAAAUGAGGAUUGGAGAAAUCGAAGAACAAAUCCAUAUUUUGGAGCCACAAUCAACAGCGAUGACUGUCCUCAAGAACAUUAUUGAUUCAGGGGUUCAAGAAGAUGCUUUCUACGUACUAGAUGUUGGAGAAAUAGUACGUCAACACAAAGAGUGGAAAAUGAAGCUACCGAGAGUUGAACCUUUCUAUGCUGUAAAGUGCAAUGACCAUCCAAUAUUGCUGAAAGUUUUGGCUGCAUUGGGAACUGGAUUUGAUUGUGCGUCCAAGGGUGAGAUGGUGAAAGUGUUGGAUAUGGGCGUUGAUCCACACCGCAUUAUAUUUGCUAACCCGGCAAAAAUGGCCUCUCAGAUUCGUCAUGCUGCGUCUCAGGGAGUUGAUCUCAUGACCUUUGACAACGAGUGUGAACUGCAUAAAAUCAAAACUCUGUUCCCUGCUGCUCGGUUGGUGAUCCGCAUCCGCGCAGACGCGGCUGACCCACAGUGUCCUCUGGGCAUGAAGUUCGGCUGCGAUGCAGAUGCAGACGCGCCUCGCCUUCUUGAGUUGGCCAAGACUCACGGCCUCAACGUUUGUGGAGUCAGCUUCCACGUGGGUAGCGGCUGUCAAGAGCCGGCUGCUUACAUGCGGGCCAUUGCCAAGGCGAGACUCAUCUUCGAUCACGCCGCCAAAAUCGGCUACAACUUCACUAUUCUCGAUCUGGGUGGCGGCUAUCUUGGCAACAAGGAUUCUUCUAUUGACAAGAUGGCUGAAGCAAUCAACUGCGCCCUGGAUACGCAUUUCCCAGUUUGCGAGAGAGUGAUGGUGAUUGCCGAGCCUGGUCGCUUCUACUCGGCAGCUGCAUUCACAUUGGCCACCAACAUCCACAGCAAACGCAACUGCCCCAGUCACACCAUGUACUACAUCAAUGACGGUGUCUACGGAUCGUUCAACUGCAUUCUCUAUGACCACGCCAAAGUCAAGCCGUUGGCCUAUCCUGUUGGUCAGCGCGCUCUACCUACCAAGGUGGAAAAGUGCUCCAUCUGGGGUCCAACUUGUGACGGACUUGAUCAAGUGAUGGACGCGGCUCUACUGCCGCCAUUGGACAUUGGCGAUUGGAUCAUUUUUGAGGACAUGGGAGCAUAUACUCUGCCUGUUGCCAGCACUUUCAAUGGAUUCCCUCUGCCAAAAGUUCAUGCUGUCAUUUCUGAACCCCUUUGGCUACUUCUGAAAGAUCGACUUCCUCUCUCUGAGGAUAAUUUCUCCAUGGACACCACUCCAUUCUGGUUGAGCUCUUGGACCCAAGAAGAAGAAGAAGAAGAGACCACUAUUCCAUCACUUUCUUCAUUCCUGUAUGAUCAGCUGCUCUGAAACGAUGUCUGGUUUGAUAGGAAACGACGACCUCAUAGAACAUGGAGCUGAGACAAAAUACUUGCACAACUUACGCAGUCACAUUUCAAGUUGAAAUUUGAGAACAUUUUCACACAAAAAACUUUAUGCGACAAGAGCAUCGUGUUAUUAUCUGCCAGGAGUCAUGAAUUUAUAUCUUAGUUUCUAUUUUAUAAGUAUAAAUUACAUUACAACAUAAACGGAACCAAAGUGUGUAAAUCACAUUUUCAGCAGGACUAUUCAGAAGUGGGAUAAUUUCUCGCCCAACUAAUUUUGCGUUUCUGUUUAAAAUGAGAAUUUUUCACUAUUUUUUGGAAAAUUCUGUGCCCGUACUCUUGUGACUGGCUGGCGAAUGUUGGUUUCUCAUUCCACAAUAAGAUAUGAAGGAAACCCCCUACAAGAUUACAGGUCUGUGUGUAGGAGGGAUUCUUUAACAGUGUAAUGUCGUUUUCACCAAGUAACAGCUAGAGAUUUCCUUGACCUUAUAUUAGUAUGGUAGUUUCAACUAAAUAUAUUGACUAAAAUGAUAAUAUGACUAUUAAAAUUGACUGGAAACGCUAGCUUUUUCAUGAAGUCUCAACAAUAAAUUUGGUUGUUGUAGGAGUAAAAGUCAGAUUCUUCAUCUAAUUAGAUGGUGGCUAAUUCCCAUUUCUAUUGUAAGUGGAUUUUUCAUCUGAGAAAACAUUCAUGAUUAAUAGUAUAUCUUCGUGUUAUUUGUGAAUACUUCUACAAUAAUAAUUGGUUUGAAAUUAUUUAUUUAGUGUUUUUACUAGCUUCUGCAAUAAUGUGUGUGAGCACUAGUUAUAAGUAAUAAAUAAAUAUGGUGUGAUUUGCAGUCUGGAAUCACGAGUACUAUUUAGCGGAUUUGAAUCUUCAUUAGAAAUGCUGUAAACCCUGGCGGAUUUUUAUGAUGUUUCUGGAAUCGCAAACUUUUAAUGAAUUCCUCAAAAGAGACUAUUGCAAAAUGGCAAUUUUCGUCAUUCCGUUAGGCUAACAAUUCGCCUUUAUACUGGUUUCAUUUUGUUUUUUGAGGCGAUGGUAACACGGGAGGCCAUAAGGCUAAGACAAAAUACCUCUUGAAUUAUGGGGUCUUAGCAUAUAUCUUUUCAUGUGACUUUAUUCUCUUAAUUUAGAUUUUGUAAUGUCCUUAUCACAAUUAUUUCCAAAUAUUAUUUCCUUACUAUUUUUUUCAUAUUAAUGUUAUUAUUGUGCAAUUGGUUCAUGAAACGUAGCACAUCUAUAUGAAAUAAUAUGUUAUUGUCAAUUAUUUUCAAAGUUGAUGCUUUAUUGAAACUGUUUUCUUAUAUUUGAGCUAUUGAUGGUCUAUUAUAUACUAUUUCCGUUUUUGAGGUUAACUUGACCGUUUUCUAAUACUUGAUUAGUUUCAAUAAUUAGAAUACUGUAAUUGAAUAUUAUAAUAGUUGGUAAUUGGAGUAGUAUAACAGUUGGUUGGUAGCUCUUGAGACCCUGGACACAGCUUCUAUAUAAAGUCGCAGUUAUUGAACGCAAUUUCUAUUGCUGCAAUAUCUGUUGACGAGUCUAGAUGGUAAAGAGGCAGCUUUUAUGUCUGAAUGAAUGACUAUAGUUUUAAUUUCAAUGAUUGUAUAUCUGUGUUAAUUAGAAUUCAUAUAAAUCUUACUAAACUCUAUUAUUAGCCUAUAGCUAUAGUAUAUUAUGGAAUAUUCAUGGUUUCAGUUAACUUAUCACUAUUAAUCUAUUAAUAAGGAUUGCUAAUUAAUAAAGUAUGUUUGAUUGUAUUCCAUGCAAGCAAAA
This is a messenger RNA of Nilaparvata lugens (brown planthopper), 3844 nucleotides long. Its product is annotated as ornithine decarboxylase 1. Gene Ontology annotation, cellular component: cytoplasm. The record is from RefSeq and is a predicted model, not a curated record. NCBI's taxonomy places the organism in Eukaryota, Metazoa, Arthropoda, Insecta, Hemiptera, Delphacidae. Bases 713 to 2053 code for a protein of 446 amino acids. Gene Ontology annotation, molecular function: ornithine decarboxylase activity. The transcript is spliced from 10 exons.